CAGAGUGGGGUUACAGUACUGUCCCAGUGUGGGAGUACAGUAUUGGAUCAGUGCAGAGUGGGGUUACAGUACUGUCCCAGUGUGGGGGUACAGUAUUGAAUCAGUGCAGAGUGGGGUACUGUAUUGGAGCAGUGCAGAGUGGGGGUACAGUAUUGGAUCAGUGCAGAGUGGGGUACAGUACUGUUCCACUGUGGGGGUACAGUAUUGAAUUAGUGCAGAGUGGGGGUACAGUGCCACCUGGUUCUCCUGCUCUAAAUGCCCUGCCCUCCCUGCCUCAGAUCUGCCCCCCCCCAACCCCCUCCCCGCAGGGAUCACAUGGUACGUCACAUCAGCUGAUUAGCCUAAUGCUCAGCACCACUGCCUUCAUCCUCAGUCCAGCCCUCGUGAGCACGCACACAGAGGACGCAUGGCGACUCCCAACCACAGCUUCUCCUGAACGCCACAUUACUGUAACUUUACAGUUUUUCAAAGAGUGGGGGAAAAAGUACCAUGAUGUUUUUCUGCUUACAGACCGGGUCAUCAGAUGCCAAAUGCAUCCUCUCAUCACAAGCUGAAGCUGCCUCUAACGAGCCACUAGUUCCCAGGAACGAGUGCGGAAAGAAUCAAGCCUUUGUGUUGGGGUGGGGCGAGGGGUGAAGUUGGAAAUGUCAGUCACGUGCUCCUAACUACACUCAUGACUGUACGAGCCUUAAGGGAAGCACAGUGUAAGAGCCGGCUUCAUUCAGCUCAGUCCUCCACCCCCUCCUCGCCUCCCCCGAAAAGCCGCUUUCCCUGGAGAGAGGUGAUUUUCAUGGGGCAGAGUCACUCUUUGGCACGCUGAGCUGCUAUGCAGUAGAGCUUCCACUCCUGCUGCAUUUGGGGCUUCGUUUGGGGCUCUGCUGUGUUUGGGACAGCGUUUGAGCCUGUGUUUGGGCAUUUGGGGCUGUGUUUUGGCGUUUGGGACUGUUUGGGGCUGAGUGUGGGGCUUGGCUGUGUUUUGGCUGUGUUUGGGGCUGAGUUUGGGUGUUUGAGCCUGUGUUUGGGGCUGUGUUUGGGUGUUUGAGCCUGUGUUUGGGCCUGUGUUUGGGGCUGUGUUUGGGGCUGGGCUGUGUUUGGGGCUGUGUUUUGGCUGUGUUUGGGGCUGGGCUGUGUUUGGGGCUGAGUUUGGGUGUUUGAGCCUGUGUUUGGGAGUGUGUUUGGGGCUGUGUUUGGGGCUGGGCUGUGUUUGAGGCUGUGUUUGGGGCUGUGUUUGGGUGUUUGGGCCUGUGUUUGGGAGUGUGUUUAGGGGUGUGUUUGGGGCUGUGUUUGGGGCUGGGCUGUGUUUGAGGCUGUGUUUGGGUGUUUGAGGCUGUGUUUGGGGCUGUGUUUGGGUGUUUGAGCCUGUGUUUGGGUGUUUGAGCCUGUGUUUGGAGCUGUGUUUGGGUGUUUGGGGCUGAGUUUUGGUGUUUGGGACUGUCGGCCGUCCCUGGACCAGCUGCUUCUGCGGCUCGUUUAAACCUGUCGCCAUGACGCUGCUGACGGAGGAGGAGCUCUCUCGGAUCCCGGCCGCGGGGGCGGACGUCAGGGCGCUGGGGGGGAGCUGCUCGGGGGACUGCGGGCCGAAGGAGUGCCUGUCCAGCGCGGAGUGGGCGGUGUUCGGCGCGGUGGAGCCGGCCCGGCGCUCGCGGCGGCAGCUGGUGAUGCACAGCACGGUGAUGUUCGGCCGCGAGUUCUGCUACGCGGUGGAGGCGGCCUUCGUCACGCCGGUGCUGCUGAGCGUGGGGCUGCCGCGCAGCCUGUACAGCCUGGUGUGGCUGAUCAGCCCCGUGCUGGGCUUCGUCCUGCAGCCCGUCAUCGGCUCCACCAGCGACCACUGCGCCUCGCCUUGGGGCCGCCGCCGCCCCUACAUCCUGGCCCUCGGGGUCCUGAUGCUGGCCGGGCUCACACUCUUCCUCAACGGAGACGCCGUGGUGUCAGCCAUAGUAACAGAGAGGAACUUGAAGAGGACCUGGGCCAUCGUGGUGGUGAUGUGCGGGGUGGUUCUGUUUGACUUUGCGGCGGACUUCAUCGACGGGCCUGUGAAGGCCUACCUCUUCGACGUCUGCUCACACCAGGACAAAGAGAGAGGUCUGCACUACCACGCCCUCCUGACGGGUCUGGGAGGAGCCUGUGGGUACCUGGUCGGGGCGAUGGACUGGGGUCACUCCGCUCUGGGGGUACUGCUGGGCUCGGAGUACCAGGUGAUCUUCUUCUUCUCGGCCCUCACCUGGGGAUGCUUCCUGUGCCUGCACCUGUUCAGCAUCCCGGAGACGCCGCUGGAGAAGGGCGGGGCCCUGGAGCCCCGCCCCUCCGACACGGUGCUGCUCCUGGGGAACCAGAGCAGCGGGUACGGGACGGUCCCCAAAGAGCCUGCCCCAGAACCGGAGUUCAGAACCCGCUCCUUCUCCGCCCUGGGUGAAGCCAACUCCGUCACUUCCAGCGCCAAGCAGCCCAACAAGGAGGUGCAGAAGCGGAUGACCCUGAAGUCGUUGCUCCUGGCGAUGAUCAGCAUGCCCAGCCACUACCGCUGCCUCUGCGUUUGCCACCUGCUGGGCUGGACGGCCUUCCUCUGCAACAUGCUCUUCUUCACGGACUUCAUGGGGCAGAUUGUGUACAAGGGGAACCCGUAUGCUGACCACAACUCCACGGCCUACAGCACGUACGAGAGAGGAGUGGAGGUGGGCUGCUGGGGCCUGUGCAUCAAUGCUGUGUCAUCUGCCCUCUACUCCUAUGUGCAGCGCCUCCUCCUCCCGUAUAUCGGGCUUAAGGGGCUGUACUUCGUGGGGUACUUUGUUUUUGGGCUGGGUACCAGCCUGAUUGGCCUGUUCCCCAACAUCAUCGCCACCCUGACCCUCUGCAGUGUCUUCGGAGUGAUGUCCAGCACUCUCUACACCAUCCCGUUCAACCUCAUAUCUGAGUAUCACAAGGAAGAGGAGGCCCUGAGGAAGAUGAGGGAAGAGGAAGGCGGCAGUGGACGAGGCACAGGUGUGGACUGCGCGGCGCUCACCUGCAUGGUGCAGCUGGCUCAGAUCAUCGUGGGGGCGGGGCUGGGCGCCCUGGUCAACAUGGUGGGCAGUGUGAUCGUCGUGGUGCUCUCCGCCUCCACCGUCGCCCUCAUGGGCUGCCUCUUCAUCGCCCUCUUCAUCAGACACGUGGAGUGACCCCUCUGAACGACCGACCAAUAAACACCUUCCCCACAGCC
Molecule: messenger RNA, 3199 nt
Organism: Anguilla rostrata (American eel)
Lineage: Eukaryota; Metazoa; Chordata; Actinopteri; Anguilliformes; Anguillidae
Gene: slc45a2
Product: solute carrier family 45 member 2
Exons: 7
Coding region: 1485-3158 (557 amino acids)
Cellular component (GO): membrane
Molecular function (GO): sucrose:proton symporter activity
Source: RefSeq, a predicted model, not a curated record